UGUCCGUAGCUCGGAGUCGCAAUUCCUAAACCAGUGUUUCCGGGUUGCAUCUGGGGAAAGUCUUUAGCGGUGUUGAAAGUGGAACCAAACCCCAGAGGUAUCAGCUUAGGCAGCAUGGCCUUAUUCCGGUCGGGCCUCCUGGUACUGACGACGCCGCUGGCCUCCCUGGCCCCUCGCCUGGCCCCUAUCCUGACCUCCGCGGCCCAGUUGGUGAAUCACACACUCUACGUACACCUGCAGCCGGGCCUGAGUCUGGAGGGCCCGGCUCAGCCCCAGUCCAGCCCCGUGCAGGCCACGUUUGAGGUUCUCGAUUUCAUCACGCACUUAUAUGCUGGCGCCAACAUGCACACGAACCUGGACAUCAGAAUCCUGCUGACCAAUAUCCGAACCAAGAGCACCUUUCUCCCUCCCCCAGCCAGCUCAGUCCAGAACUUGGCCCACCCGCCGGAGGUGGUGCUGACUGACUUCCAGACCCUGGACAGAAGCCAGUACAACCCGGUUAAGCAGCAACUAGAGCGCUAUGCCACCAGCUGUUACAGUUGUUGUCCGCAACUUUCUUCAGUGCUACUCUACCCCGAUGAUGAGCAUGGAGAGCCGCCCGUGGAGCCCCCGGACAAUCCCUUACCCUCCACCAUUAAGCCAUCCUACCCCGUGGCCAGAUCUCCGAAGCAGCCGGUGCGUGGCUACCGUCGCGGGGCUCUGGGUGGCACGUUUGACCGCCUGCACAACGCCCACAAGGUGUUGCUCAGUGUCGCAUGCGUCCUGGCCCAGGAGCAGCUUGUGGUGGGAGUAGCAGACAAAGACCUGUUGAAGAGCAAGUUGCUCCCUGAGCUGCUCCAGCCCUACGCAGAGCGUGUGGAACAUCUGAGUGAGUUCCUGGUGGACAUCAAGCCCUCCUUGACUUUUGAUAUCAUACCCCUGCUGGACCCCUAUGGGCCUGCUGGCUCUGACCCCUCCCUGGAGUUCCUGGUGGUCAGCGAGGAGACCUAUCGUGGGGGGAUGGCCGUCAACCGCUUCCGCCUUGAGAAUGGCCUGGAAGAGCUUGCAUUGUACCAGAUCCAGCUACUGAAGGACCUAAACCACAAGGAAAAUGAGGAGGACAAAGUCAGCUCCUCCAGCUUCCGCCAGCGAAUGCUGGGAAACCUGCUUCGGCCUCCACAUAAGAGGCCCGAGCUCCCCCCGGGUCUCUAUGUCAUUGGGCUGACAGGCAUCAGUGGCUCUGGGAAGAGCUCAGUAUCUCAGCGGUUGAAGGGCCUGGGGGCAUUCAUCAUCGACAGUGACCAGCUGGGCCAUCGAGCCUACGCCCCAGGUGGUCCUGCCUACCAGCCCGUGUUGGAAACCUUUGGAACAGAUAUUCUCCUUAAAGAUGGCACCAUCAACAGGAAGGUCCUGGGCAGCCGGGUUUUUGGGAACAAGAAGCAGCUGAAGAUGCUCACAGACAUUAUGUGGCCAAUAAUCGCAAAGCUGGCUCGAGAGGAGAUGGACCUGGCUGUGGCUGAGGGAAAGCGUGUCUGCGUGAUUGAAGCCGCCGUACUGCUUGAAGCGGGCUGGCAGAACAUGGUGCAUGAGGUGUGGACCAUUGUCAUCCCUGAGACUGAGGCUGUGAGACGAAUUGUGGAGAGGGACGGCCUGAGUGAGGCCGCAGCUCAAAGCCGGCUGCAGAGCCAGAUGAGUGGGCAGCAGCUUGUGGAUCAGAGCCACGUGGUGCUGAGCACCUUAUGGGAGCCACAUGUCACCCAGCGCCAGGUGGAGGAAGCCUGGGCCCUCCUACAGAAGCGUAUCCACUAGAUGCCAUCAGGCCACGACUGAUAAUGAGUUUUCUGUAGGGCCAGAUGGGCCCCUGGAACUGAAGAGAGAUCCAGUGGUGAGAAGGAAUGGGGGCUUCAAUGCUCACCCUAGAGCUUGGGCCUAGACGGCUCUGAGCUGGGCAUAGCAGGGCAGUGCCUGGUGGACACGGGAAGCCUACCCAGCCUGCUGGUGUUUGGCCAUCACUGAGGAUGUGGUCCAUAGGGGAACAGGCCUCUGGCAUUCCAACCUCGUUCCUGCCUACCCCUGCCUGUAGUACUUGUGGCUGGGGUGGGGGUGGCGGGUCAGGGGAAGGCAAUUACUGGAACUUUUAAUACAAUUAAAAGUGAAUGAUUGUAGGUGC
This is a messenger RNA of Artibeus jamaicensis (Jamaican fruit-eating bat), 2149 nucleotides long. RefSeq names its product Coenzyme A synthase (gene COASY). Bases 115 to 1788 code for a protein of 557 amino acids. The record is from RefSeq and is a predicted model, not a curated record. Lineage: Eukaryota; Metazoa; Chordata; Mammalia; Chiroptera; Phyllostomidae. Gene Ontology annotation, biological process: coenzyme A biosynthetic process. Gene Ontology annotation, molecular function: pantetheine-phosphate adenylyltransferase activity; ATP binding; dephospho-CoA kinase activity. The transcript has 10 exons.